AUGGGUUGGAAGCAGGUGGAAGGGUUUUCGGAUUUCUUUGUCUUAUGCAACAAUGUGCAAAUGGUUGGUUUUAGGAAACGGUUAUGGUUGAUUGCUAUUGCAGCAGCUUGCUGGACAAUCUGGUUUGCAAGAAAUGGAUUGAUAUUUGAUAAUCGGAGAGUAUGCAUGGAAAACUUGAUGUUCCUAACUAAAAUGAGAGCUUUGUUGUGGAUCAGAUCCAUCCAUGAUGAAAUUAUGUUAAAGGAGGAUAUUUGGUGGAUUUCUCCGCUCAGGUGUCGGUUGGAAUCAGCAAAAUCCAAUUUCGCAGUCUUCUGUAGGAGGUCCCCUCCAGUUGGAAAGUUAAAAUUCAUCGUCAAUGGGGUUGAGUUUAAAGAGAAAGCAGGGUAUGGAGGAAUAUUGAGAGAUAUGGAGGGGUCGGCUAGAGCAUUAUUCUCGGGCGCUGUCGUUACAAAUAUUGCAGAGGAGGCAGAGAUUGGGGUAGUAAAGAUCGCUUUAGAUGUCUUUGUUGCUGUGAACUGGAAGCCAAAAGAGUCACUAUUUAUUGAAGUUGGUUCGGUGGUGGCUUUUGCGUGGUGUGUUAACAAGGCGCUGAGGCCUUUGUCACUUUUGCCAUUUUUUGCAGAAAUUGAGUCAGCAAUUUUGAAGGUGGGUAAUGUUGUUUUCUCUCUGGUAGAUCGGAUAGGUAAUGUUUUGGCAUCAUCUUUGGCGAUGGCUGGUGUUAAUCGGCAGCAAAUGUUUAAAGCUUGGUGGUGA
Gossypium arboreum is the source of this 753-nucleotide messenger RNA. RefSeq lists its product as uncharacterized. Bases 1 to 753 code for a protein of 250 amino acids. NCBI's taxonomy places the organism in Eukaryota, Viridiplantae, Streptophyta, Magnoliopsida, Malvales, Malvaceae. The record is from RefSeq and is a predicted model, not a curated record. The transcript has a single exon.